AUCUCUGGUGGUUUGUGAUGUUGCUGAAGACCUGGUGGAGAAACUGAGAAAAUUCCGGUUUCGUAAAGAAACCAACAACGCUGCCAUUAUAAUGAAAAUCGACAAGGAUAAGCAGUUGGUGGUACUGGAUGAGGAGCAUGAGGGUAUUUCUCCUGAUGAACUAAAAGAUGAGCUGCCCGAGAGACAACCUCGAUUUAUUGUGUAUAGUUACAAGUAUCAGCAUGAUGAUGGAAGAGUUUCUUAUCCGUUGUGCUUUAUCUUCUCCAGUCCAGUUGGAUGUAAGCCUGAACAGCAGAUGAUGUAUGCUGGAAGCAAGAAUAAGCUUGUACAGACAGCUGAACUCACUAAGGUAUUUGAAAUAAGAAAUACAGAAGACCUAACUGAAGAAUGGCUGCGUGAGAAACUGGGCUUCUUCCAUUAAGAAAACCUCUGUAAUAAGUAUUUAUGUACCAUCCUGAUAAUACUGGAACCAGACAUGAAUAAUUACAUCUAAAAAAAUGCACUGUAUUUACAUCUGUUUCCUGCAGUAUAUCUCUUGUGCAAAGUUUGUGCAAAGAAUAGCAGGUCUGUCUCCUUGAAGUAACCAAUCUUUGCAGGUGCUUCCUUAUUUGUACCUGUUAAAAGGGAAUACUCCUCUGCAGGGACUCCUUUUGCACUCUUGUGACUAAUAUUUCUAUAACUAAAAUAGUUCGGGUUUGGAUUUAUAACUAUCUACAAACAUAAUCUGGAAGCUGACGCUAACUUUUUUCUGAGCUACAAAUGCAUCCUUAUGACACAUACUAGCCAUUUAUAUGCAGAAAUUGUGUACUGUCACUUACUUUUGAGACUUUUUGACUUAAUGUCUUCUCAAUUUUGAAAACUAUUCCCUGGAAGCGUUUAGUAUCAAAAAGACAAACUCCUUGUACAGCAAAUCUCUACGUUUAUCUUUGAGUCCGUGUGAACUUACUCAAAUUCUUGGAACUCAUUUUUGUCAUUCCAGUCGUUCCUCAGUUGACUGAGUCAAUCUUACUAAAUUUCAGGGCAAAUUUGACUGUGCAGUUCUCGUGCUAACGCAGUCUUACAGGAACUAGGUGAUAACUAAGGGCUGAAUUACAACUCUGGUUACUCUUGUGCCAGAUGUCUUGCAUAUAUAACUUACUACACUGUUAAAAAGUUUACCUCUUUGCUCAUUUCCUGUUAAAAGAACACCUGUUAAUACUGUGUGCCUUUAAUUUGUUAGCUUUAAAAUUACUUGAGAAUUUUACACUGCCACUUAGUACAAAUUUGGUAAAAAAAAAAACCUUUGUGAAAGCAUCCAAGUAACCUUUUUUCCUAGUGCCUAGUGUUGCAGUUGACAUCUGUAAAGGGAAAGAAAAAAGCUAACCUCAUUUUCUUUGAAAUUCCAGUCAUCUGCUCCAUUUGCAGGAGUCAGGAGGUUAAAGCUUUUCACAAUAAUGAAUGAUUUGUAUCUCUUUUGUUAUAAAAGUUGGCCACACGUAGCUUUUGAGUACUUUAAUUACAGUCUCUAACUUUCUUAACUUCUUGUUGGUCAAAAUUACAUUCCAGAUAAAGCUUUUGCAUAAGUGAGAAUUUGAGUUUCAUUUACUUACAGUUCAUCUCUUUGAAACAGCAAAUAUUCUAAUGUGAAAAUAGUAUUUAACUUUUAUAAAUGACCAGUCUUUUUACAGGUCUGUUUUAUAUUCGCUAGAGUAGUUGCCUGAUAUGGGCCGUGUCCAGCCCAUGCAGCAGCAGCAGCAGGAGGACUCAUGUGACAAUAUCUCACUAUCUUGAGUGUUUGUUUUGCUACUGAACAAGUGUCUGCGUAAGAGCAGCUUCCUGUUGAUAAUGUACCUUAAAAUACAGCUGCCCUAACAAAUCUGUUCAGUGGGAAGGAAUUCAGUGUUAAAUUUUUGGGCCAGUAUUUCAUGCUGUGAAACCUUUGCUGAAAGGAGGUUUAUUUUUUUUGUUUGUAAACAUGUGUUAGUGGUAAAACACUAAUUCCUCUAAGAUCACAAGGAAUUCAUUUGCAAAGGGUCCUCAGUGUUGGUAAAUCUCUUCUUAGUAUGGUGUUACUGCUCAUUUAUUUGUCUACAAAUCUGACUCGAGAGGAGCUUUUCAAAAUACAUGUUAGAAUGAUCCAAUUAAAUUGAUCUUUUCAGUGCGGGAAAGAAAUGCUUGUAAUUAAAUUUCUGUGUUAAUGUAGUGAACUGGAAAAACAAUUUUAUUUCCCUGGACAAAAAAAAAAUGUUGAUUAUGAAACAGUUGCUUGAUCAUUCUGUACUACGGAUCAAUAAAAACGAUGUAUCCUGUGA
Mesitornis unicolor (brown roatelo) is the source of this 2291-nucleotide messenger RNA. Its product is annotated as glia maturation factor beta. Gene Ontology annotation, molecular function: Arp2/3 complex binding; actin binding. NCBI's taxonomy places the organism in Eukaryota, Metazoa, Chordata, Aves, Mesitornithiformes, Mesitornithidae. Gene Ontology annotation, biological process: actin filament debranching; negative regulation of Arp2/3 complex-mediated actin nucleation. The record is from RefSeq and is a predicted model, not a curated record. Bases 92 to 421 code for a protein of 109 amino acids. Gene Ontology annotation, cellular component: actin cortical patch. The transcript is spliced from 6 exons.